AUGAUGCGUAACACUGAAUUGGAUAUAGCACCUCGGGAAUGCACACUGUAUAGGGCUGACCAGGUUUGUGACAUACAGGUGCUGUGCCGUCUCUCAAUGUUAAUUUACAGGCGUGCGUUAAGAUAUGGUGUUGAUGUGCACAUGGAUGCGCGCGUUAUAGUUGAGGCAGUGUUCCGAACCGUGUUAAAGCCAGAUAUGCAUUUACUCAAAAGCAGAUAUAUACGGCACGCGCCGCUGCUGCGUCACCUGGCGGACGACUUGUUCAGUAGGACGCUGCCCAGCCUGCGUACACUGCGAAUCGUGCACACUGGCCUCGAGGACAUCCCGCGCCUGCACCGUCUCAGGACGAACUCCAUCCUGCACAUGGUGGACCUGGACAACAACAUGAUCACCAGGAUACCGUCUUCCGCUGUCAGAGUGCGCUCGGAGCAGUUUUUGCUAAACUACAACCUGAUUGAGGAAAUCCACGAGAACGCUUUCAAUGGUUCGGAGAUAGCCGAACUCAGCCUGAAGGGAAACCGCAGGCUGAGGCACAUCCACCCAAAGGCGUUCGUCGGUCUGAGAAGCCUCAGAAUUCUGGACGUGUCGCGGACAGCCAUCGGGUCGCUGCCCACAGUCGGGCUACGAGAGCUGGAGGUGCUGCGCCUGCAGGACACCGACACCCUCAAGGUCAUCCCCUCCAUCUUCAACUUUGAGCACUUGCGAGAGGCGUGGCUGACGUACCCGUACCACUGCUGCGCAUUCCAGUUCCCGGCCGCCCACGACCCCGCAGAGUUCGCCAAGCGGCAGCGGUGGCUGUCGGAGGUGCACGCCAACUACUGCGGCCGGCAGCAGCAGCAGCAGCAGCAGCUGGGCGACGACGAGCUGCACAUGAAGGUGUCGGUGUCGCGGGCGCGCCGCAGCCGCGACCACUACGCCCACGAUCGCGAGCGCGAGCGCGAGCAGUUCGGCCGCGUCGUCUUCUCGCCCGACAACUCCAGCUCCGUGUGGCCGAAGGAGCCCGACUGGGGCGCCCUCGCCGCCGCCGCCAACUCCGCCAGCGGCCGCCUCGCCGGCGAGCUCUUCCACCAGGAGGUCAGCGUCCAGCCGCGCCUCGCCGACGCCUACUGCACCGGCGGCAACGUCUCCACCAGGAAGACCGGCCAGGUCAGUCAGUGCUCUCUGUACCUAUACCUACUGUCCGCUGCUGCUGCCGGGGAAAAAGCACGUGGCAGUGACUCGGCAGUCAGUCAGGUGCGGUGCCAGCCGUCGCCGGACGCGUUCAGCCCGUGCGAGGAUCUGCUGGGCAACUGGGCGCUGCGCGGCGCCGCCUGGGCCGUGGGGCUGGCGGCGUUGCUAGGCAACCUGGCCGUGCUCGCCGUACUGCUGGCGGCGCGCUUCCGUCUCAGCGUGCCGAAGCUGCUCAUGUGCAACCUCGCGCUCGCCGACCUCUGCAUGGGCCUCUACCUGCUCAUGCUCGCCGCCGUCGACGCGCGCUCCCUCGGGCAGUACUUCAACUACGCCAUCGACUGGCAGAAAGGUAAGCGGCAGCGCGAGCUUCUGCCACCUGCACUGCGGUCGCACCAGCAACUUGAUGCUAACAUAAACGUUUACAGAGAACUGUCGUAA
Schistocerca americana (American grasshopper) is the source of this 1608-nucleotide messenger RNA. Its product is annotated as follicle-stimulating hormone receptor-like. Lineage: Eukaryota; Metazoa; Arthropoda; Insecta; Orthoptera; Acrididae. Gene Ontology annotation, biological process: G protein-coupled receptor signaling pathway. The transcript is spliced from 11 exons. Gene Ontology annotation, molecular function: protein binding; protein-hormone receptor activity. The record is from RefSeq and is a predicted model, not a curated record. Bases 1 to 1608 code for a protein of 535 amino acids. Gene Ontology annotation, cellular component: membrane.